Messenger RNA from Pogona vitticeps (central bearded dragon), 3249 nucleotides. Lineage: Eukaryota; Metazoa; Chordata; Lepidosauria; Squamata; Agamidae. The record is from RefSeq and is a predicted model, not a curated record.
GUGACAUAUCCUCUAUUGUGACACUUUCUCCAGCUAUAUCACCUGUCAAAUGAUAGGGGAUCCUCUCUGAGAACUUCGCCCAAGUGACAAUGAAGUCUCCUGCAAAAUCUUUUUGGAGGAGAAAAAAAGGACUGAGGGAGUAAAAAAGAGAAGGCUGGGAAGGCUGCAGAUCCCUCUUCAAAAAAGGAAUGCCAACCCCGCUGAGAAGAAAAAGGAAGCAGCAAUCCCCACGUGCCCAUUCCUGGGCUUGGCAGUUUGUUGCCUUCCAGAGAGAGAGGACCAUAUCCUGCAAUUAGAGGACCAAAGGGAUUUAAUUUCUAUCCAGAGAAUAAGGACCUUUCUGUGGAAGAUGGGGGAAAUAUAAACAUGUCCUCCUGGAGUUGUUGCAAAGAAGAAGAACCCCCCAAAAGUAAACCUCAGUCAAUGGAAGUUCUAAAGCCAAUUCCCAAAGUUAAGCCCCUGGUAGUCCCAGUUGCCUAUGUUCUGAAGCAUGAGGAAGAUGAUGACGAGCUGGGGCAACAGGAACAGGAGAAGCUGAGGCAGGAACAAGAAAAACAGAGACAGGAACAGGAAAAACAGAGGCAGGAACAGGAGAAACAGAAGCAAAGCCAGAACCAUCAGGAAUCAUCAGGCCAAGACGAUGCUGUUACACAGCCCUCUACCUCAGCCAGUGAAACAAUGAGAGAGGCAGGAACACAAACCAAUCCACACUGUUUCCCUAAAUCACCAGCAAAGGUCACACUGGAUGAGAUUCUACGUGGGAUGCAGAGGAUCCAGAUGACUAUGGAUCACACGGUGAGAGAUUUUGAGCAGCGCAUCUCCCGUCUGGAGCGGAUAGUUUUAAAAAUGAGGAAUGCAUGGAUUCACCAUCGAACCUGCCAUCUGGAGGGCCUAGAGUAUGAUGAUGAACAGGAAGAUUAAUUUUUAAAAUGGGAACGUCAAGUGUUUUUUUUUUCUGGAUUGCAUUUCCCGAAUUCCAGUCAACUCACAGAAUUGCUGUGUCAGUGACCCUGCUUUAAAGCAGGAUGAAAAGUUGCUAAUGCACGUCAGCAGAUGCAGAAGUGCGGCACCAGGAUGCUGGAUGAGAAAGCUGUGGGCCAUCAUUAGUACUGAAAAAAAGAUUUUACUCUCUUCUACAAUCUGAUUUUACUGAUCAGGUCUUCCAGAUGGAAUAGAAGUGGUGACUCGAUCUUAUUCUUUGUCCACAACAGGUAUCUGGUCAUCUAAGAGUUUUCAGUGCAAUGCCAAUACUAUUGCACCCCAUCUGAUCUUUUUCUGCCCUGGCACAUGAUGACUGCUUUGACCAUCAGAAACAUUUACCGAGAUACUCUACUUUCUCCCUUCAAAAACGUCUGAUUAUCAGAUUCUGGUAUCCCUUUCUCCACCCCAGUGCCACAGCAAUCAUCCUUCUCCUUGGAAGGAUGCAUUUCCUUUAUAUAUUAUGGUUUAAAGGAGUCAUCUUAGUACCAGCCUCAGCAUCUUCUCUUGUAUUUAGCCAAAGAAGUGAAGCUCAUAUCCGGCAGAGCACAAGAACACCUGUUGCUUUCAUCAACUUGAAAGCUUCUGUUUGAAUGCUCUUGGGCAACAUGUACUGGAUUCCACUGUGCAGUUGUUCAACAGGUAUAUAUGCCCACCUUUGUACAGCCUUUAAAAUGUUGUUAAACCCUGUACCUAUCUGACUACUCUGGAUCUGGAGCCUGAAAUCACACAUAAAAGCACAAUUAUCAGAUGGAUGCCCGAACUAGUAAAGUUAAAUUUGCCAGCUCAGAAUUCACCCCCUCUGGUGGUUGAAAGACUAAAUUCAGUUAUGGUGGUGACACCAAAAGGGAAAAAACAAAAAACUAGGAAGUAUGGUGGAACAGGUACAAAAGAGGCAUACGAGGGUUUUGGGAAAGGCAGUUUGCCCCAUAUGUAAGAGUGUUAAAAAACAGUUUAUUGAGAAUAUCUGUUCUGAUUUUUGUAUCUUUGGCAUAUUUAAAAUUAUCAUUUUAAACAUUGUUUUUAAACUAUUAUAUUAUUUUUAUAUUGUAUUAUGAUUUAUAGUUUUGUGUAAACCACUUAUUCUACCACAUACAAAUAUCAUAAUCCCCUUUAAACAGAUGCUUUCCCUGAAGCAAGUCCUAUUUUGAUAGAAUAAACUUUCAAGCAUAUAUACUUAGUACUACAUCCUUAUUUUAAUUUACAUGGUAGGACUCAAGUUAUAGUUUGAGUUGGCCACCAAGGUUCUUGCCCACCCCACCAUCCUUCCUCUAAUCUCUUACUUACACUCAACAUCCUUCCUACUGGCUACAUGCAGAGAUGUGCCUCUUUUGCCACAGGCAAAGCAUCAGUCAGAAUCUCAAAGAUGAGGCAGCUGUCCAAACUGGAGUCUUAGUGCAAUUCAGCAUGACGACUGCUCUUUGAAGCUUCAAUGUUUUCACUUGUAGUUACUUGGGAUCUUUGUAAUGAGAUCAGCCAGAAUUUCCAUGUAUUCUGUGUGGAAUGCCCAUUCAUUACGGCCUUUGCCCUGAAUCUCAAAAGGGCACCAACACUUUCCCAAUUGCUGUAUAAGUUCACCAGCAUGUCACACUUUAAUUUGCCUUGAUCCUCCUAGUCUGGUAACAGUCAGCAACCACAGCCUUCUUAAUAACUAUUACUUUGCUGAUAUGGGAAAGUACAAUUAUCUAUGUCUCCUUGAUUCAACAGAAUUUACUUUCAGAGACAUGUAAAACUGUACCCUAAGGCAUGUACCCACAAGUCACCUGGUGAAGAAUUUGCACUCCUAUUUCACAAUGCAUGAACACUUCAGUACCUUGGAUGUGUUGAAGUCCUUACAGAGAACACCAACCUCACACUGGAGCAUAACAAAGGAAGAUCUGGGUUCUUGCUUGUAAGGAGAGUCUACCCAUGAGCAAGUACCUUUCCACUGCAGAGACAUCCAUUUCCAUGCAUAGAAAACAACAUGAGUACAAGGCAUUACCCUCGCUACUGUGUCUAAGAACUAGAAACAUGCUGAACAUUUUUAGAGCUGUUUGAUGUUAUGUGAUGCAUAUACUGUGACAAAGGCAAUUUUCAUACAUGAAACUGGCAGGUGUAUUUGUGAAUAUGGUUAAUUCUGUAUAGAAAGGAGGGAGAGAAAAAGAGGUGUCUUGCAUUCAAAAUAUAUCAUCUGGCCAGCUAAGUUUUAUAUUAUUGUAUCACAAAUGAAACAGACCAUGAAGUGUGAAAAUGUUCUUAGGGGUUUUAUGUAGCCCAAAAAGACACUUUCGU